Molecule: messenger RNA, 1677 nt
Organism: Oryza sativa Japonica Group (Japanese rice)
Lineage: Eukaryota; Viridiplantae; Streptophyta; Magnoliopsida; Poales; Poaceae
Product: purine permease 3
Cellular component (GO): membrane
Molecular function (GO): purine nucleoside transmembrane transporter activity
Source: RefSeq, a predicted model, not a curated record
UUUUCCAUAUAAACCGCCGUGUCGCCGUGCACACUCAUCAUCCUCGCAAUAUCUCAUUCUCGGGCUCACUUUGUUGAUCAUGGAGGUGGAAGCGGCGACGACGCAGCGACAGCCAUGCAAGAACGCGAUCACCACCAAGCAGCAGCAGCAGCAGCAGCAGCAGCUGAGCACCGGUAGACUGUUCAGGAGCCCGCUCCUCGUCGUCAACUUCGUCCUCAUGGUGGUCGGCUCGGCGUGCGGGCCGCUCCUCCUCCGCGCCUACUUCCUCCGCGGCGGCAACCGCAAGUGGCUCUCCAGCCUUCUCCAGACCGCCGGCUGGCCGCUGCUGCUCGCGCCGCUCUGCUUCUCGUACUCCUCACGCCGCCGCCGGCGCGAGGUUGAGGACGACGGCGCUGGCGCUGGCGCGGCGGCCACGCCGCUGUUCCUCAUGACGCCACGCCUCCUGGUGGCGUCCGCCGUCGUCGGGCUCAUGACCGGCGUCGACGACCUCCUCUACGCCUACGGCCUGGCCUACCUCCCGGUGUCCACCUCCUCCAUCCUCAUCUCCACGCAGCUGGCCUUCACGGCGGCGUUCGCGCUGCUGCUCGUGCGCCAGCGGUUCACGGCGUUCUCGGUGAACGCCGUCGUGCUGCUCAGCGUCGGCGCGGCGAUGCUGGGGAUGAACGCCGGCGGGGACCGGCCGGCGGGGGUGUCGCGCGCGCAGUACUGCGCCGGGUUCGCCAUGACGCUCGCCGCCGCGGCGCUGUACGGGCUCGUGCUCCCCGUCAUGGAGCUCAGCCAGGCGCACCACGCCGCCGCGCGCGGCGCCGUCACGUACACGCUCGUCAUGGAGAUGCAGCUCGUCAUCGGCUUCGUCGCCACGGCCUUCAGCGCCGUCGGCAUGCUCGUCAACAACGAUUUCCACGCAAUCCCAGGAGAAGCCCAUGAAUUCGGUCUGGGCCAAGCGGGCUACUACCUGCUCCUGGCCGGAUCGGCCGCCAUGUACCAGUGCUUCUUCCUCGGCACGAUCGGCGCCAUCUUCUACGGCUCGGCGCUGCUCGCCGGCGUCAUCAUGACCGUGCUCAUCCCGGUCACCGAGGUGCUCGCCGUCAUGUUCUUCCACGAGCCAUUCAACGGCACAAAGGGCGUCGCGCUCGCUCUCUCGCUAUGGGGCUUCGUCUCCUACUUCUACGGCGAGGUCCGGGCGGCCAAGGCGGCGCAUCGCCGCCGCCACUCCGACGAGCCCCCAAAACCGGACCAUUUGGACCCUUAAUUAGAAUGAUCAGAUCACUACAAAAGUACAAAACUGUACUGUAUUUUUCCUCUUGAGGAAAUAAUUAAGUAGGCAAUAUUGUACACUGGAUAACAUAUCAUAGAGCAUUAAGUUUGUCUCUCUAAGACGGAUCAUGCUUCGAGCAUCUACUACUUCUGCACAAUGUGCUUGUGACGAACUUAUUGUUUAACCAUGGACCAUGGAGAUGAAACGUACUAGCUGGGGAGCUGAAGUGACCGUGCUCUCUACGCCGAGAGGAUCUGCUCACGGCGAGCCUUGUUGAGCGCGACGAGCUUGUCCCUCGGCGGCAGGACCGCCUUCACGGCGUCGACGGCGAGGACCCGGUCGAACCAGGCCUUCAUCAGGGGCAGCGCCUCGUCGGUGACGACUUCGACGCCGCAGGCCUCCUCGAUGACCGGCAGCCA